Molecule: messenger RNA, 2351 nt
Organism: Scophthalmus maximus (turbot)
Lineage: Eukaryota; Metazoa; Chordata; Actinopteri; Pleuronectiformes; Scophthalmidae
Gene: poldip3
Product: polymerase (DNA-directed), delta interacting protein 3
Exons: 10
Coding region: 88-1530 (480 amino acids)
Biological process (GO): mRNA export from nucleus
Cellular component (GO): nucleus
Molecular function (GO): mRNA binding
Source: RefSeq, a predicted model, not a curated record
GCAUUGCAUUGUGGGUGCAAUCGGCUUCCGUAGUCAUUCACAAAAAGAUUUGUCACACGCGCACGCGCAGAGAAGCAGUGUGAGAAAAUGGCAGACGUUUCUUUGGAUGAAGUGAUACGGCGUCGCGGCAUUAACCUCAAGGCUUCAGCGAAACGGCCCACAUUUGGAUGGGGUGCGGGCGGACCUGGCGGCACUGCUGGCACUAGCAAAAGUUUUGAUGCCCGGCAGAAGAUUGGUGUGAAUGAUGUCAGACAGCGACUUGGAGGAGGAACAGGUUUCGAAGUGAAAGAUGCCAGAGAAAAGCUGGCACAGAAAGAUGCUCGCUUCAAAAUCCGUGGCAGGGGAGGAGGAGGAGGGGGUGUGCAGGAUGCUCGUCAAAUGAUCAACUCACGCAAACAGGGGCCAAAUCCAUUUGCCGUUCCUCCACAGACCAUGCUAAAGACAGCAGUAACACACCAACUACAGGGCCAUACACUUGUGCCGCAGAUACAGAUACACGCCGGCGGUGUGAACACAAGGCAGUUUGGCCUUGGCCCCAAUGCACAAGUAAUGAGUAUGAGGGGCAGUGUAACUCCACAGCUGAGCAACAAUAAGAGGAUGAUGGAUGCUCGUGAUAGGCUGAGCCUCAAGAGGAGUAUUGGAGGAACACAGACAGCUGCUGCCCCACCCAUGAAAAUAACGAAGACCAUUCAGCAACGUCCAAUUGGGAUGCCGGGUGGCAUCCGUGCAGCUACACAGCCUGUCUCAAAUGAGCACGAUGGCCCCUCCAGUAAACAAAUUAAGAUAACUACUGCAAACAGUAUGCUGCAAUCACGGUCCAGUACAACAGGCUCCACAUUCUCCAUGUCAGCCCCAAUCACCAAGGUGGUUAAAAAUGAUGCCUACACAGCCCCACGUCCUCCUGUUCCCGUGGCUCCCACUCGGUCCAACAGCAGCAUGGCUACCGCCCGAUCCUCAGCUGCAGCCUCACAGCCAAUCUCUAGGAGCCUCAAGCAAAACACGGCAGAAACCAGCACAACGGCUCCUACUCCCCCUCAGCCUGCUUUCAGUCCUUUGGAAGGGACAAAAAUAACAGUGAACAACCUGCAUCCUCGUGUCACAGAGGAAGACAUUGUUGAAUUGUUCUGUGUGUGCGGUGCCUUGAAACGAGCAAGGCUGGUGAAGGUGGGUGUGGCUGAAGUGGUGUUUGUCCGUAAAGAGGACGCUGUCAGCGCAUACAGGAAGUACAACAACCGCUGCCUGGACGGCCAACCCAUGAAGUGUAACCUUCAUAUUCAGGGAAAUGUCAUCACCUCUGAUCAGCCCAUUCUAUUGAGGCUCAGUGACACUCCAGGCACAGGCAGCAGCACGAAGAAAGAUGGUCUGCCCCCCUCCUUCUCUCGUCCCGCUGGUCAGCGAGCCUCCUCUCAGCCCACUCCAGAGGUGGACCCCCAGACCAUCCUCAAAGCUCUGUUCAAGUCCACUGCACAGUCCAGCACCACCACUGAGCCCCCCAGCUCACAGGCCACUGCCUUUCGUAUCAAGAUAUAGCUUGUGUCUAGUGUGAACAAACAUAUUACUGCUUUGUCUGUGUUCACGUACAAACUGUGGUUUUCACCUUGACAGCAGGCAGCCACCAUUCUCAUAUGAAACAGAUUUUUACACAUUUGAUAUUCAUGGCUAACCUGAACGUGAAAUUCAUGGAUACUGGCUUCCUAUUUUUGUUUUGUAGUAUCUAAGUCUGAGAUUGACCAGUGGUAAAGUAAUAUGAUGUGAAUUGUUGUUUUAAUCCAAUUUGAUCAGGAUGCCAAAACAAACUGGAUGUUAGGGGUUUCGGGGGUUUUUCCAAUUCCAAUUAAAUGCCACCUCAUCUGAAUAUGUUGAGGGUUUUUUUAAUACUCAACCUAACUCUUAUCAACCCCACUCUCUUAAUUAAAGAGAUGAGAAAAUGUAACUCAACACUUGUAUGUUCAGUUAUAUUGUCUUUUCAAAUUGUCUUGAGUCGCCCAAUACAAUUUUAAAAAACUAAACUGAACAGCUUUACCUGACCACGCGGAGAAGAGGUCUUUACUACCCCAAAUAAUUGAAACUGAGUAAAUCUGAUGGACAGAAACCAAAAUCCCAUCAUUUGAGCAAACCAGUUCUCAAUUAGGCAUACGAUGUUCUGUUUCUUGUGUGCUCCAUCAAUGGCUGGUUUAACUUGGCUGUUCCGUUUUUGAAUCAUCGUAUGUUUAAUUAUUUCUUGUAUACAUUACGCUCGAUUUAUCUUCAAGGACUGUAAAUUACUUUCAGAUACUUUCUUGGGUUGUCGCUCAAGAACGGCCUUGAGAGCGAGAUGUGUGAUCUGUCACCAUUAAAUAUUUAGCUUUCUA